Cimex lectularius (bed bug) is the source of this 2849-nucleotide messenger RNA. It is a transcript of the gene Hr39, whose product is annotated as nuclear hormone receptor FTZ-F1 beta. The transcript has 16 exons. Gene Ontology annotation, biological process: regulation of transcription by RNA polymerase II; tissue development; hormone-mediated signaling pathway. The record is from RefSeq and is a predicted model, not a curated record. NCBI's taxonomy places the organism in Eukaryota, Metazoa, Arthropoda, Insecta, Hemiptera, Cimicidae. The coding region runs from base 271 to 2304 and encodes 677 amino acids. Gene Ontology annotation, cellular component: RNA polymerase II transcription regulator complex. Gene Ontology annotation, molecular function: RNA polymerase II cis-regulatory region sequence-specific DNA binding; zinc ion binding; nuclear receptor activity.
CCGCCUUCCACCCUCGUCCCUCAGUGCUCAGUAGUCAAUGGUCCUCAGUGGUGGUCCUAUCGUCUCAGCCGGUUUGUGCCCGUUUAUUAUCCGCCGCUCUCAUUUCUCUGUGUACAUGUGACUAGUUUUUGUUCUUCUUGUUAUCCCUACCGACACUCUUUUGGACAUACGCAACAUUUUAUAAAGGAUCUCAUUAUUCAAGGAGUAAUGGUUGAGGCGAGAAGGUAACGCUGGAUCUAGACAAAGUGGCGGGCAGGGUGCGGAAAAGGGAUGGAGGGGGGCGUUUCAGUCAAGUGGGGAGAACCUACGACAAGAACCGGCGUCGUCACAUCGGGCCAAGUCACAGUCACCACAAUCAACAUUCACCACAGCCCCCAUGACAAAGAGGAAAAUUAUUACCAACCUCAGUGCAAUGGAGGUUCUAGCAAGUGUUCUGUUGUGGUCAGCGGAGAACAGAUGAAUGUCGAUGAAGAUUCAUCCGCGGCAGACGCUGAAGUCUGCAACUUUACCAGUGAGCCUGUCAAUCUGAGGAACAAGAACAGGGAUGAAUCCCGGGGCUCUAUUGAAAGGCCCAUGUCUUGGGAGGGCGAGCUGUCUGAUUCGGAAGUCACUACGAUCAAACCCGAGCCAGAGGAGAAUCCGAUUGAAAAUUCAGAAAGCGGCAGCAACCCCAAGAGCAGUAAAAUAAUGGCUCAGAUAGAAGAUGAAAAGCCUAUAACAUUAAAGAAUGAGAAAAUUACAGAGAGUGCGAAGACAAAUCAAUUCAAUGCUCAGUCUGAAUUACCCCUUCUUGUAGAUAAGCUUUUGAGUAGCGGUGGUGUACUGAAAGGACCAGGACCGACUCCUAGCCCAGACUCAGCCGUUUACUCUUGUUAUUCCCCAACUGCAAGCCCAGUCACGUCAAGACAUAUUCUUUCCUCGUCUUCUGGCAUUUCAAGCCCUUUUACACCUUCCUUGUCAAGGAACAACAGUGAUGCGUCCCAGUACGGUGGAUCACAACACUCGAGUUGUUAUAGUCACAGUUAUUCUUCUGUGUCCGUUUCACCAACACAGUUUUCUCCGACACAUUCUCCAAUUCAGGGAAGACAUAUGCACAGACCUGGAUUUCCUUCUCCAGUUUUAAAUCCAAGAGGGGUUCAUGAAUAUUCAAUGCAAGAUGAAGGUGGUACGUUGGAUGAUAAAUACUCAUCGAUGACUGCCGACCUGCUCCAACAUUCCACAGGGCUUGCCUCACCUGGAAUCAGCAGGCAACAGCUCAUUAACAGCCCGUGUCCGAUUUGUGGGGACAAGAUCUCCGGUUUCCACUAUGGGAUAUUCUCAUGCGAAAGCUGUAAAGGUUUCUUUAAAAGGACUGUUCAAAAUCGAAAGAAUUACGUCUGUCUUCGAGGGUCAUCCUGCCCUGUCUCGAUAGCGACGAGGAAGAAAUGCCCGGCUUGCAGAUUUGACAAGUGCCUCAAUAUGGGCAUGAAGUUAGAAGCAAUAAGAGAAGAUAGAACCCGUGGGGGCCGGAGCACCUAUCAAUGUUCUUACACAGUGCCAGCGGGACUUGUGGAGCAAAAGUGCGCAGAGCCUCCACCACAGGCCACGCCUCAGACCAACCUUGUUCCUCCAUUAUUACAGGAAAUCAUGGAAGUAGAGCAUUUAUGGCAAUAUAAUGAAGCUGAUCCUAAACUGGUUGGAAGAAUUCCAAGACCACAAAGUGGAAAUCCAACAGAUCUAAUGGCCAACCUUUGCAACAUCGCUGAUCACAGAUUGUACAAGAUUGUAAAGUGGUGCAAGUCGCUUCCACUUUUUAAAAAUAUAUCGAUCGAUGAUCAGACGUCUUUGCUCAUAAAUGCAUGGUGUGAACUCCUCCUGUUCUCUUGCUGUUUUCGGUCGAUGUCCUCCCCUGGAGAAAUUAGGGUUUCACUCGGAAAGUGCAUUUCACUGACUGAGGCUAAAAACCUCGGCCUCGGCCCACCAAUCGAGCGAAUGCUCAACUUCACCGAACAUCUGAGAAGGCUCAGAGUCGACCGAUAUGAAUACGUUGCCAUGAAAGUUAUUGUCCUUUUAUCUUCAGAUACGAGCGAUUUGAGAGAGCCUGAAAAAGUCAGGGCUUCGCAAGAGAAAGCUCUUCAGGCACUCCAGCAUUAUACGCUUGCCCACUAUCCAGACAUUCCGUCCAAAUUUGGAGAGCUACUUUUAAGGAUACCAGACCUGCAAAGAACAUGCCAAGUUGGUAAAGAAAUGCUCUCGAUUAAAAGUAAAGAAGGAGAAGGACCGAGCUUUAAUCUUUUAAUGGAGCUACUUCGAGGAGACCACUGAGUUACUCAGAUUGUAAUCAAUAAACGUGCCUUGUUGGGGAGCCAUCAAAUAUGUGAGACUACUUUGAAAAUUUUAAUAAUUGAUAUUAUGCCACUGGCAGCAUAUUGUACUUAUAACAAAGUUUAAUAUACCCACAUCAGACAAAAAAAAAAAUAUUCUCAAAUGUUAAAAGUAUUGUUUAUUUCAAUAAUUAUCUCUUUUUUCUGUAAAUAUGAGAUAAACAUAUUAUUUGUAAAUCUUGGCAAGGUUUUUAAAACCUGCCAUAGUAUUUUAACGAUAAUUUUAUUUUUUUGUUUUUUUUUUUAGUUGUCAGUGUGUUGCAUUCUAAGCAACAACAAAAUGUUUAUAUUUUGAAAAAUUCUGUAUUUAUAAUGUUUUGAUAAUUAUUUUUAUUGUUGUAAAAGUUGAAGAUACAAAAAAAAGUUUUUUUUACUUUGGUGUACUGUUCGCGUGUCGGCAUCGGAAGGAAGCAAAAAUUUUCAAAAAGAAAAAUUUCUGUGAUCUUGUUAUUGUAGUUUAUUUUUAAUAUAUUUAUUAUAAAAAAU